This is a messenger RNA of Musca vetustissima, 346 nucleotides long. Its product is annotated as mitochondrial import inner membrane translocase subunit Tim13. The transcript has 3 exons. Lineage: Eukaryota; Metazoa; Arthropoda; Insecta; Diptera; Muscidae. The record is from RefSeq and is a predicted model, not a curated record. Bases 39 to 305 code for a protein of 88 amino acids.
UGUUCAUUUAGAAGAAGCCAGAAAAAACAUAAAUCAACAUGUCCGGUCUAUCAAAUUUGUCCAAUGUCGAUAAAGGCGAAUUAAUGGAACAAGUUAAACAACAAAUUGCCGUAGCUAAUGCCCAAGAGCUAUUGACGAAAAUGACGGAAAAAUGCUUUAACAAGUGCAUAAAUAAACCCGGCACCUCAUUGGAUUCAUCGGAACAGAAAUGCAUUUCCAUGUGUAUGGAUCGGUUUAUGGACUCAUGGAAUUUGGUAUCUCGCGCCUAUGGCAAUCGUCUGCAACGUGAACAACAUAAAAUGUAGAAUGCAGCUUACACCUAAACUCUAUUCUUAAUUUGCAAUAA